Molecule: messenger RNA, 478 nt
Organism: Daphnia pulicaria
Lineage: Eukaryota; Metazoa; Arthropoda; Branchiopoda; Diplostraca; Daphniidae
Gene: RpS25
Product: 40S ribosomal protein S25-like
Exons: 3
Coding region: 77-439 (120 amino acids)
Cellular component (GO): cytosolic small ribosomal subunit
Molecular function (GO): structural constituent of ribosome
Source: RefSeq, a predicted model, not a curated record
CGCUAGUACGUCGACGUUGUUAAAUUCGGCACCACAGCGGAAACCUUCUCUCUCAUUGUAAAGAAGCAUCUUCGCCAUGGCUCCCAAAAAGGACGCGAAGUCGAAGGCGGCUCCCUCAAAGUCGGCGCCAGCCAAAAAGAAGGAGGGAGGAGGUGGUAAGGCCAAGAAGAAGAAGUGGUCCAAGGGAAAAACCCGUGACAAGUUGAACAACCUUAUUCUCUUUGAUCAGGCUACGUAUGACAAGCUGUACAAGGAAGUACCAGCCUACAAGCUGAUCACACCUGCAGUUGUGUCUGAAAGACUGAAGAUCCGAGGAUCUCUGGCUCGCAAGGCUUUGAUUGAAUUGCAGCAGAAGGGAUUGAUCAAGCAGGUGGUGAAACACAGCGCCCAAUUGAUCUACACCCGAACCACCAAGACUGAAGAUGCUGUGGUUGCAUGAAUUGUGUAUUAGAUUCCAAUAUACAGUUCACACACCCAA